This is a messenger RNA of Leptinotarsa decemlineata (Colorado potato beetle), 1280 nucleotides long. RefSeq names its product Copper chaperone for superoxide dismutase (gene Ccs). Gene Ontology annotation, biological process: superoxide metabolic process. Gene Ontology annotation, molecular function: copper ion binding. The record is from RefSeq and is a predicted model, not a curated record. NCBI's taxonomy places the organism in Eukaryota, Metazoa, Arthropoda, Insecta, Coleoptera, Chrysomelidae.
UGUGGGCGGAUGUUAUUGGCACAUCCGUACACUACUUUGUUUAUUGAGCUAACAAAAAUAUGUGAAAAAGAAAAAACUAGGCGUGACAGCAUUGUCUCCACCAAAACUGCGGCGCCCCCCCCACGAAGCUCCUGUCAAACAGUUGACAGGACAAGAUUAAGAUUGGCCAUUUGCGCACGAGAGAGAAGCACUGCUUGUACAACCAUGGAAUCAACAACAAUUGAAUUUGCCGUUGACAUGACUUGCGACUCUUGCGUUGAAUUAGUUAAAAACAAUUUGGCUGGUGUUUCUGGAAUUGAAAAUGUUCAAAUAAAUUUGGAAAAGAAGCAAGUUGUAAUUCAAAGUAAGUUGUCGACGUUACAGUUAUUGAAAAUUCUGGAAAGCACUGGAAAGAAGGUUGCUGUGAAAGGAUAUGCUGGUAGUCAAGCAGCAGUGUCCAUUUUGGAAGCAGGGAAUUCAAAUAUUAAUGGAGUAAUUCGUUUCAUACAAGCAACUCCUAAUACUUGUAUAAUCGAUGGCACUGUUGAUGGUUUGAAUGCUGGUUUAUAUCACAUUUUUAUUCACGAAUGUGGAGAUAUAUCCGCAGGUUGUGAUAAUGUUGGCAAUGUUUUCAACCCUGAGGGUACCCCAAUUGGACGGACCUAUGGAGAUUUAGGAGAGAUACAAAGUGAUAGUUCUAUGCGAGCAGAAUUUCGUUUGGAAAAUGGCAUUGUUAAAGUUUCAGAAAUAAUAGGUAGAGCAUUUGUUAUUUCAAAUAAAUCAGAAGAUAAAAGAAAUUGGAAAAAACUAGUUUGUGGGGUAAUAGCUAGGUCUGCAGGUCUCUUCCAAAAUCCAAAAUCAAUAUGUGCAUGUGAUGGAACUACCAUUUGGGAUGAGGUAGUCAAGGCUAAGUCUACAUUGUAAAUUAUAGUGAUUAUAGACUCAGGAAACAUUCCAAUUUUGACAACACUGAUGAGCAAAAAUGUAUCAACUCACAACAAAUCAUCGACAUUUCAAUACCAGUCCUAUUUCAAUAGUACAUUUUGCAAACUCUUGGAGUGAAAUUAAAAUCCAUCUAAGAAUGAUAUAAACUUGAAGUAACGAGCAUUUGGGUUGACACUGUAUUGCUGAUCAGUAUCAGAGUGUAUCUUGUGAAGAUAACUUCAAUUGAAUAUCAAUGAUAUACUUCAGGGGUGAUUAAAAUAAUUGGGUUGUAUUUUUGGCAGUAGAUUAUUCAUUCUGUUGAGGUUAUGGUCUAGAUGUGAGAAAUAUAGUAAAAAUGGUUUCUAUGAGAAUGUUAA